ACAGCAGAGGAAAUCCUGCAGUCUUUCGCCACGCUCACUCCUCCCACGAACCUCCAGAGGGCGCCGUCUCGCUUCACAGGGGCCUCGGGCUCCAGCGUACCGGACACCAUGGACUGGAGAGACAAGGGCUUUGUCACAAAGGUCAAAAUGCAGGGUUCCUGUGGUUCCUGCUGGGCCUUCAGUGCUGCAGGGGCCCUGGAGGGUCAGCUGGCCAAAACAACAGGAAAACUCGUCGACCUCAGUCCCCAAAACCUCGUGGAUUGCUCCACCAAGUACGGCAACCGCGGCUGCGAAGGGGGCUUCAUGCACCACGCCUUCCAAUACGUCAUCGACAACCAUGGCAUUGACACUGACGCCUCGUACCCGUACAUAGGACAGCAACAAACCUGCCACUACAACCCCGCGUAUCGAGCAGCAAACUGCUCCCGGUACGAGUUUCUGCCUGAGGGGGACGAGGCGGCUCUGAAGGAGGGGCUUGCCAAUGUUGGACCCGUUUCAGUGGCGAUUGAUGCCACACGGCCCAGAUUUGCCUUCUACAGGAGCGGAGUUUACGAUGACCCCAGCUGUACCCAGAAUGUGAACCAUGGAGUCUUAGCUGUGGGCUAUGGGACUCUGGAUAAUAAAGACUAUUGGUUGGUGAAAAACAGUUGGGGAACUAAGUUCGGUGAUCAGGGCUACAUCCGGAUGGCGCGCAAUAAGAACAACCAGUGUGGCAUCGCUCUGUACGGGUGUUACCCCAUCAUGUAGCCGCAGCGGAAAACUGAACAGAAACUCAUGCAACAUUGCAUCUUUCAUCAGUUUUUCUACAAUUCAUCGAAUACUAAAGCUUAAAACCAGCAUUUUUAAAAAAUAAAUUUUAAAGGGAUUUAUUUUUCUACAGACUUUUAAUUCUAGAUUUUUGUUUCAAACUGUACAGUUGUUACAUUUUUACGUGUUUCAAGCUUUAAGACAUGCUGUCUGCUUGGAUUAUGAUUUGAAAAGCAUUUAUAAUCACAAAAUGUUGUACUCAGUGUUUACUGAACAGUAAAUGUUGAGAUUCAGACUUUUGCAGAGAUCUUUGAUAAAUGUGUCAAUUUAUUUCAGUUAUUAUUGGCUAUAAUUCCACAACAGUUUUGAAAAAAAUGUAGCCAUGAAUCCAAGUUUGAUUUUUUUUUCAGAAAUGUAUCUAAUGUGAUUAAAUUUUAGUUUUUAUUCAAAGGGAAUAAAAGUGAUAAAACAUAUCUGAAUCUGAUAGUUCUUUUUGUGGGUCAUGAACAUGUCUGUUCUGACAUGAUGUCUGGAGAAGAAUGGUUUAAACCAGGGUUUUUUAACUGCUGGCCUGUGGGUCACAUACAGUCCACGAGUGACCAAAGUUCGGCCCGCCAAUUGGUUCAUUCAUCUCUCGAGCCCACACCCCCGGUUUUCUACUUGAAUACUUUGAAUUCUUUUAGUUAAACGUAGACAUGUUUGGUAUCUACAGAAAAUUCAUAAUCUUAACUAGGAGCUGGUAAAAACCAUUUCUAUAAACACUUGAGACAAUUAAAACUACAAGCAGUUGAAGAUAAAACUAUGAAA
This is a messenger RNA of Austrofundulus limnaeus, 1554 nucleotides long. It is a transcript of the gene ctss2.1, whose product is annotated as cathepsin S, ortholog2, tandem duplicate 1. Gene Ontology annotation, biological process: proteolysis. The record is from RefSeq and is a predicted model, not a curated record. NCBI's taxonomy places the organism in Eukaryota, Metazoa, Chordata, Actinopteri, Cyprinodontiformes, Rivulidae. Gene Ontology annotation, molecular function: cysteine-type peptidase activity.